CUCUUUUUUUUCUCUCUCUCUCUCUCUCUCUCUCUCUCGCUACGCGGUGCUUCGCUAUGCCAUUAAACCCGAGCUGGUUACAACCCCCUUUCGGCCCGGCAUGACUUCAAAGACUGAACAGGACAUCAGCCAAAUGUUUGUAGGGCAUUGGCAAACGCGGCGAAGAAUGCCACUCAGCCAAGAAUACGUGUCUCUUUUUUUCUUUCUCCUGUGGUAAAAGAUCGACGCCUGCCCUUCGAUAAGAUGGCUAGAAUCCCGCCCUUCCGUCUGCCUCUGAUCCGGAUGAUCUCCUCCUACGAUUUCUUUUGCACUCCGCAUAUCCACACGUCAGUCGCCCAACAUUAUUUUUCCUGUUAGGCGUGGCCUGUCACAAAACUCUUUUUUUAUGGCUUGACACCAGCCAACGUUACAUUUUAUAUGUAUACCUUGCGGGUGCCACCUCCCACAGGAACUGUCCUCCCUUCAAAGUCUUCUUUACGACUCGUCGUUAUUUUUUAUUUUUUUAUUUUAAUUCCAUUUUUGUGUCCCCGCCAGCAAGCAGAUAUCUACCAGAGUUUUAGUGAAUCAGCUUGAUCAAAGCCCCAUUGAACCAACAUUUUACACCGUGCCCAUUCUUUGGGCAGCGGCAGGUGGUCCUAGUCGACACGCACCAGCCGCAUCAUGGCCCCGAUAUCGUUGCUCCCCGCCUGGGAGCCAAUAGAGGAAGCAGCCCUCGCCAAGGCCAUCAUCUACGUUUCCAUCUCGGUAUCAUUGACGGCCAUAAUAGUUGUCGGCCUCAGAAUAUGGACGCGAAUAAAAGCAAAAUGUGUCGGCAUCGAGGACUGGCUUAUCUCGGCCGCGCUGCUCGUCGGCCUCAUGCACCAGACCUUGGCUUCGUAUGGAGUGCAUUCAGGCCUUGGUGUGUAUGAUGCUGACAUGCCGAGUCGAGAUGUAGACUUGUACGGUCGCAAGGUUGUAUUCGUCUGGCACUUUGUCUACAUUGUCGGCUGGGUGCUCGUCAAGCUUAGUGUCUGUGCGGCAGUCCUGCGCAUCACCUCCCAUCAACGACGGAGGUACAUCAUCUUUGCCACCAUGGCACUCAGCUUGACGACGGGCAUCGCCUUCGUCGUCGGCCUGCUCGCCCAGUGCUCACCGCUCGAGACUCUGUGGAGCCCGGACAUGUCGGAGGCGGCCGAGUCCCGUCGAAGGCGGGCUGGCCGAGUUGUUGCGGCACUCUUUUACCUCGUUUCGGCUGUCAACAUAGCCUCUGACCUGGUCAUUGCCGUGUUCUCCAUCUUCAUACUCAGGCAUGUGCGUAUGAAGAGGUACAUGAAGAUCUCUGUGGGGGCAGCGCUUUCUCUAGGAGUCUUGGCAUCUGUCGCAACAAUUGCCAGACUUCCGUACAUAUCCACUUACUACAGAGUGGAAAACCAUCAUUCCAUGGCAUACGUCGUCCUAUGGUCAACCGUGGAAUCAGGCGUCUCCAUAAUAGCCGCCUCACUCCCCAUGCUCUUCAAGCUCGCCAGCAGCGCCACAUCCAUGAUCCUGCAAGACAACGGUGUCCAUGUGCCCGGGAGGCAACAAAAUCACGACCGCUUCUCCAGUCGCAGCCCCACGCAGGCGGCAGACCUCAUCACCAUCGGUCGCAUCAGGUCGAAGCGCGGCCCCGCAUACGACAGCUACCUCAGCUUCGCAAUCGUGGAGACGGACGAUCUCCGUCCACCCGACAGGGCUGCGCUGCGGCAGAGCGACGGGAGCCUGCGCUCGUCCUUUGAGACGGGGGCAUCGACCUUGAGUCCGCCCUCGGCCAGGUCGAGCAGUGCCCUGUGCGAGUACUCUAGUGUUGGGAUGGGGGUGUCUGUACAGGGUCCAAUUCGGCCCGCGUCAUCUCGACUCUAAAUCUCUUUUUUUUUUGCUUUUUGCAUCGACUAUCGAAUACGCAAGACGUCACUAAUUGACAGGGGUCAAAACGAUGUCGAACGUCGCCUCCCUGGUUUCUUUCUUUCCAAAUCUUUAUUUUUAUUUUUUUCUCUUUUAUUCUUUCGCAUACCUUGAUACCCCUUUUUUUGAGAUUCGGACUGCAACAGGAGUCUCGAUUUCGAAGUACACUUUUUUUUGUAUCAUCUCAUCCAAUCACAGAUUCUUUUUUUUCCUUUGUGCCGAAGAGGCCAUGGCCUCUAGCUUUUCUCCCAACAUCUCGUCCCGUUGGAUUUUCUUUUGUUGGUCGUUUCCCCAGCCAUGACCACCAGGCACCUUACUUCUACUCCGCCAUUCCUCUGCGUUGUUCAUCUACGCCAUCCUCAUCCCGUCCACCUGGUAAAGGCCGCGAUACAUUAGACUAGAGCUAGACUAGCGCACACGUGUCGCGUCAGGCAUCAGGGCGAAAGAAACAAAAUAAAGAAAGAACCCAGAAGUAAUUGUCUUGGAAGCAUGAUCGGAAUUGUGGCAUCCCGUGUUCAGUUUUCUAGCUUGGAGAAUACGGCGCGGUAAAUUCCGUAGUGCUAAACGUGGCAAAACGUGAUCCUGGAGAUGGAUGGCUCACUUGUCAUUCUAUAUGCUUGGAAGUCUUCAGCCAGCAUAAUCGCCGCGUUUAGUCGUCUGUGCUGUACAUAGGCAUAUUCUCUCUUCACGCCAACACCUUCGCAACAACCUUGAUACCUUUCUUCCACUGCGUUCUCUCCAACAUAAAUGGUCUUCAUCGUGUGAUCUGAUUAGAUAUUUCAACUUAGUAUAUCAAUCAGGGCCCGCAUCUACGUCCACCACCUACAAGCUCGCAAUAACGCAGUGGGAGGAAACACUCAUCACGCUUGUCGUGCUGGAGGUCAACAUCGCCCUUGCCGAAAGCAAGUGCUCACUCGUGCUUGAGUAGGAGGCAAGACAUGGACCGACUUGUAUGUCACGGCAGGCUUGCUUUAUAAGAUAUUCUCACCUCAAGGGAGUUAUGGGAAAAGAAGCGGUUAGCUAAUUGUGUUAACGCGGUAUAUACUAACCUACUUAGUUAACAUAUAAAAUACGAAGUUUGUUUUGGGGCUUGCAUUUUGUAUUCUAACAGUCAGAACAUGUAUGGGC
Molecule: messenger RNA, 3048 nt
Organism: Pyricularia oryzae 70-15
Lineage: Eukaryota; Fungi; Ascomycota; Sordariomycetes; Magnaporthales; Pyriculariaceae
Exons: 4
Coding region: 661-1878 (405 amino acids)
Source: RefSeq, a predicted model, not a curated record